AUGAAGAUGAACGUCGGCAGUGGUUCCCGCUUAGAUCCGGGGUUGUAUGUGGAUCUUAUCAAACUCACUGAUAAUCUCUAUCUCAACAUAGCCCCCAUCACGUGCAAGAUUGAUGCUGACACGGAGCAAAUCAGCGACAACAUCCAUUUCCAUCGUACCAUGCACUUUCACCAUCCAAAUUCAUCAUCGCAUACGCUACAGACCAUGCACGGCGACGACGACGAACGCGCUUCCCUCCUCUCUUCCAACUCGAACUCCUCCAAUUCAUAUGGCGCUGCCCCGCCCUCAAAUGCGCCAAACACCCGGCGCAUUGUCUUCAAUGCCACCUUGAAGAUGGCUGCCAUCUUUGUCUGCGGUUCUUUAUUUCUUGGGGGGACCCUCUGGUUGUCGCUACCUCCGCUAGAGGAAGCCGACCGGGACUUGCUACGGAUACCAAAGUCCUUUGAACAACUGCAACAACUGAACUUUCUCCUCAAGAAGUAUAGAGACAUCUACCCCUUCCGAAUUCUCGUCUCCUAUGUCAUAACCUACCUCUUCUUGCAAGCCUUCUCUUUACCUGGGUCCAUGUACCUUUCGAUUCUCGGUGGGGCCGUCUGGGGUGUUCCCAGAGCGCUGCUCCUUGCAUGCUCAUGUGUAGCGACCGGCGCCACCCUCUGCUACCUUCUAUCCGCCGCCCUCGGCCCCGCACUGCUUACCGUCCCACGUUUCAAAGCUCGACUAGACUCGCUAGCCGAGAAAAUCCGCGCUAAUAAAGAGAACAUCCUUUCGUACCUCAUCGUCCUGCGCAUCGCACCACUGCCCCCUCAUUGGGUCGUCAAUGUUGUCUGUCCGCACGUCGGCAUCGGCAUAGUCCCGUUUUGGGUAUCCACGUGGUUCGGUAUUCUGGGUGUCACGGUCAUCCACACAACAAUAGGCGGUGGGUUAGAUGAGAUGACGAGCCCGGACGACUUCAAGCUGAUCAGCUGGAAGAAUUUCUUCGGUCUAUCGGCAGUGGUGGUUGGUGUGAUGAUUCCUGUGGGGCUGAGAUACUGGUUUGGAAAGAAGGUCAAUGUGGAGGAUUUGGAGCAAGCAUCUGUAGUGCUCCCCCCAGGUGCUGGACCUUUCUACUUAGACGGCGAGGACACUAUUCUCGCUGUGGGCCCUCCAGCUCCUGGCAAAGCCAAGACCCUAGUCUCGGUACAAGAUGCCACUGACGACUUCGAACCUUACGAGGACGACUCUGAUGAUGACGAGGACAUCAUUCUUGAAGCGGGACCCACUUUGGACGUCGACAAAGCUAAACCGGCGCGCGCAUCAUCGCCCGAAUCUGUCGCGAGUUCAAGCCGCAGUCCCACUCGGUAG
This is a messenger RNA of Pleurotus ostreatus (oyster mushroom), 1341 nucleotides long. RefSeq lists its product as uncharacterized. Bases 1 to 1341 code for a protein of 446 amino acids. The record is from RefSeq and is a predicted model, not a curated record. The transcript has 3 exons. Lineage: Eukaryota; Fungi; Basidiomycota; Agaricomycetes; Agaricales; Pleurotaceae. Gene Ontology annotation, cellular component: endoplasmic reticulum membrane.